Gryllus bimaculatus (two-spotted cricket) is the source of this 123-nucleotide messenger RNA. Lineage: Eukaryota; Metazoa; Arthropoda; Insecta; Orthoptera; Gryllidae. The record is from the annotation of a GenBank genome assembly.
UUGCUUCAGUGCACGCGCGCAAACCGACGCCGCACCAGGGCCCGGCAACUCUCCAUCAAAAUUGGGGACAAAGCUAGAGGUUGCUACGAUAGGAUGCGCUAGUGUCAUCGGUUACAGCUGCUG